AGGCCAUAACCUUUCUCCAUGGCAUCAUUCUCACUCUCAAAGCAGCUAAGCUCUCUGUUCCUAGUAAUAUCCAUGGUGGGUAUGCUUGGAACUUUCAUCAAUAUUGUGGGGGUAGAUGGAGCAACUUCUUCUUCUUCUUCUUCUUCUUCAACUUGGUGUGUGGCAAGAAGUGAUGCUACCACCCAAGCCCUUCAGACAGCCUUAGACUAUGCAUGCGGGGCUGGUGCUGACUGUUCCCCAUUACAAUCCACUGGCCUCUGUUAUCUUCCAAACACAAUCCAAGCUCAUGCCUCUUAUGCCUUCAACAGUUAUUAUCAGCGCAAGGCUAUGGCUCCUGGCUCUUGUGACUUCUCUGGCACUUCCACCAUUGCUCAAACCGAUCCCAGUUAUGGAUCUUGUGUGUACCCAUCUUCUGCAAGCACGGCUGGAGGGACACCUACACCAACCACGCCACCAGCUACAGGCAUUUUCAGUGCACCAACAACGCCUACGACACCAACAUUUGGCGGGGGUAGCGUUACUGGAUUCACUCCGGGAAUGACCCCAACGAUCCCUGACUCUGACGACAACUCAAAAGCAUCCCUUGAGUCCAUGAUCCCAACAAUCUUGAUGCAUGUGUCCUUUAUGUUUGUUCUUUCAUUUACCCUAAACUAAACCCAUGUGGCUCGUUUAUUUAUUUAUAUAAUUUUAUAGUUAUAGCAGGAGUAGCAUUGCCCUACGUGGAAAAGAGGUUAUAGAUUUUUUGUUAGAAGUUGGAACCUUCUUUGUCCACUUCCAUCUAGCUAAGCCUCUCAAUUAAUAUUGUG
Messenger RNA from Prunus mume (Japanese apricot), 806 nucleotides. Its product is annotated as Carbohydrate-binding X8 domain superfamily protein. The record is from RefSeq and is a predicted model, not a curated record. NCBI's taxonomy places the organism in Eukaryota, Viridiplantae, Streptophyta, Magnoliopsida, Rosales, Rosaceae.